AUGAAGAAUUUCGGAUCACAUUCAGGAUUAUACCUUUUAGCACCAGUCAUGUUGGUCGCUGCUGAUUUUGUUGCAUCCAAGUGUUCCUCCGGUGGAUCGAAAGCUGCUGGAACGAUGAGUAGCCAAAAGACUAACUCUGUAUUGAUGAACCAUGUAUAUGGUAAGAAGAUCUAUAACACCACUUUGAAGAAAAGUACCCAACAAUUGCUAAACAUGACCGGACCAAUGUCAUUGAUGGUUUUAUUCUAUCAUCUUAAUAAACAAUACAUGAAUAUUUCGCAGCUCAUUAUUGGGAACUACUUUCAGCCGGAUAGAGAUAUUGUUUUGAUUACAGGGGGUGGAUCAGGUCUUGGGAAAGAGAUUGUAUCCAGGUUUGUAGCUAGGAAUGCAAAAGUAGUUGUUUUGGAUGUGGUAGUUCCUGAAGAAUCGGAACAGAUUGCUAAUGUCCAUUAUUAUCAAUGUGACGUUAGUGAUCGAGAUCAAGUGAUAAAGUGCCAAAGACAAAUCGUACAAGAGAUUGGGAAGGUUACCAUUUUGAUUAAUAAUGCAGGAAUCACUACAGGAAAAUCACUAUUACAUUUGAGUUAUGAAGAAAUAGAACGCACUCUAAAAGUCAACUUACUAUCGAGUUUCUACACAAUCAAAAUCUUUCUUCCUGAUAUGUUGGAACUUCAUCGUGGAUACAUCAUAACCAUUGCUUCAGUACUAGGGUAUAUGUCUCCAUCAAGGUUGAGUGCAUAUGGGGCAUCCAAAUCCGGCUUGAUAGCUUUGCAUGAGUCCUUAACUUAUGAAUUGGGGCCUCCAUCGAUUAACCCUACUGGUGUUAAAACCUUAUUAAUAUGUCCAGGGCAGUUGAAAACCAGAAUGUUUCGUGGUGUCCAAACUCCCUCAUCCCUCUUGGCUCCAGAAUUAGACCCAAGCUAUGUGGCUAAAAAUGUUUUGAAAGCAGUAGAGUUAGGUCGAAGAGGAGAAAUCAAAUUACCUUUUUAUGGAAAUAUUUUACCCGUGUUUAGAGCAGUCCCUUGGCCAAUAGUGGAGGUGGCUAGAUAUUAUUCGGGCAUAGAUCAGAGCAUGAAGUCUUUCAAAGAUACUCUAAGCAAAGUUGUAAGCAAAACAAAUUCCAAGACUAACUCAACAAACCAUUCCCCAUCAGUUACUGAUUUCCAACCAUGCAACGUAUAA
This is a messenger RNA of Hyphopichia burtonii NRRL Y-1933, 1182 nucleotides long. RefSeq names its product short-chain dehydrogenase/reductase. The record is from RefSeq and is a predicted model, not a curated record. The transcript has 2 exons. Bases 1 to 1182 code for a protein of 393 amino acids. Gene Ontology annotation, molecular function: oxidoreductase activity, acting on the CH-OH group of donors, NAD or NADP as acceptor. Lineage: Eukaryota; Fungi; Ascomycota; Pichiomycetes; Serinales; Debaryomycetaceae.